This is a messenger RNA of Petromyzon marinus (sea lamprey), 3330 nucleotides long. It is a transcript of the gene ANAPC4, whose product is annotated as anaphase promoting complex subunit 4. Gene Ontology annotation, cellular component: anaphase-promoting complex; nuclear periphery. NCBI's taxonomy places the organism in Eukaryota, Metazoa, Chordata, Hyperoartia, Petromyzontiformes, Petromyzontidae. The record is from RefSeq and is a predicted model, not a curated record. Gene Ontology annotation, molecular function: protein binding. Gene Ontology annotation, biological process: regulation of mitotic metaphase/anaphase transition; protein K11-linked ubiquitination; anaphase-promoting complex-dependent catabolic process.
AAAAAAAUAAUAUUUUUUUUAUCAGGCCUUGUCUGCAGCGCGCCGGGGAGACGGCCGCCACUGCGGGGGUUAAACGAACGGCAAGCCUUCGUCGCUGGCGCGACGGGUCGCGAACGAACGCGACGAACAAUACGAAGACGACGGUGGAGGGAUCAUGCCGCCCUUUCGCCAGGUGGCCGAGAAGCAGCUGCCAGCCGAGAUCUUGCACAUGUGCUGGUCGCCCAAGCGCGAUCUCAUUGGCCUGGCCAGCCGCUCUGGCGAGGUGCUGCUGCAUCGGCUCAGUAACUGCCAGAAGGUCUGGGGCCUGCCACCAAAUGACUCCACGGGCAGUGAAGUCACAGCCUUGGCUUGGAGACCAGAUGGAAAAGUGUUGGCAGUCAGUUACGGAGAUACCGAGCGACUGGUGCUGUGUGAUGUUGAGAAGGCGGAGAUCCUGCACACGUGCCGUGCAUUGCACAGGAUCACCUGUAUGCACUGGGUGGAGGUGAAACAGGAUAGCAGUCCGGAGUUAAAUUCAUUCGAGGACGAUCACACCGUUUACCUGUCAAAGCUGCCAGCUUUGCCUAAGAGUGAAGAGAAUUCUGAUAUUCAAAGGCUCUUGGGUGAUUCCAGGCUCAACAUUUUAGUUCUUGGAAGUUGCCAUGGAGUUGUUGCAUUUUAUGCCUUUGGAAUAUUUAAAAUUGCAAGUCUUUUGAUCAAGAGUGAGGGCCAGUGCCUUCACCUGUGUCUCUCCAGCGACCUAAAGGCCCUCUCUGUAGCAGUGAAAAAGACGAGCACUUUGGACGAAUCCCACUGCAAUAUCAUUUAUUCUCAGUGGGAUACCAGUCUUCUGGCUGCCAAUCUGCCGGAGGUCACAAAAAUGGCGAGGAAAUUCACCCACAUAUCAGCUCUCCUCCAUUAUCAAUAUCUGACGGUGCAGAGCAUGAGUGGGGCAUGGGAGGAUGUGCUCAUUGAAAUGGACAUGGGACUCACCAACUUUGUCAAGGAGAACCCUGACACCUCUGUGAGUAAUGAGUUCAUGGAGCUGCUGUUGUGGGGAACAGCCAGCCCUGAGCUCCAGAUGCUGCUAUUAAACAAACUCACAUUGAAGGGCUUAAAGAAGCUGGGUCAUGAGGUGGAGUCGUCUUACUACAGCAUUUUGAAGCUUCUCACCAGCCACCUGCAGAGCGGAGCUGAUGCACUUCUCUACCACCUGGUGGAGCUGAAGGGCAUGGCCAUGUGGCGACAAAAGUACGGGUGCCUGGGUCUGCGGGAGGACUCCGUGGAGGAAGCCAUCCAGAUUGUGGGUUCCUACAUGCUCAAGGCAGACGAGUUACUGCAUGUGAUCGAAAACAGCUUGAAGAAUUUCAAGUCGUUUUUCCGCUGCCUCUACGUGGCAAUGCUGCACAUGUCAGAUGAAACCAUCCCACCAGAGCUGAGUAAGGUCAGCCAGAAGGAACUCAUGUUUGUCGCAAACUUUCUUAAAGACCACUUUGAAAAGGAACCAACGCUGUUUGAAAAAAAAGGAAAAUUCUUCAACGUUGAUCGUGUGGGGCAGUAUUUAAAAGAUGAGCUGCUGCUGACACCGCAAGAUAUGAAGCACAAUUCGUGGGUUAACUUUGUCGAGAAAAGCGUUCACCUUAAAGACAGCCCGCUGCUGUACACUAACUUCCCAACGCGGUCACUGUGCCAAAUGCGCACGCUCAUGGAUGAGAACGUGCAGCAGUGUCUGCAGCAGCCAGCUGAGGUGAUCAGCGGCUCCUUGUGUGAGUGCGUCGAGGGAGUCUUGUUCAAACACCCUGCCAGAGAGGACACAAGGUCAUUCUGCCUGUCUUUCUGGAGCGACGAAGAUGCCUCUCAGCAGUACACGGUCUACUCUGUGGGCGCCGUUCCCACCUCAUCCCUCAUCCUCAUGCGGACCACCACAGACUCCACACGUGCCCGGAAUGAAAUUCCUGGCUCCCUUCAGCUGGUUGCGUUAGAGUUCUGGGGCCGAAUGAAGUGGAAGCGUAGCGAGCGAGCGGACGACACAAAGAGUAAACACAGGGUCGUGGACGCCAAGUUCUACGAUGGGCAGACGCUGAGCGUGCUGCUGCUGGAGGAAGACGGCGGAGAGGAGAAAGGACCGCUGCUGGCUCAGGUCCCGUUUGCUUCGGUGUACAGGGACCAGGAGCAGCAGCUAUCGCUGCAAUCUUGCAGCUUUAAAACGAGUUUGGAGGAGCAGAAGGGCAGUAUCCCGGUGCACGUGGUGACCUUGGUGGACCAGUGCAGGAGGAUGGAGAACAUGAAGGCACGGUUCGUCUCGGUCAACGGCAUCCGCAACGUUUCCUGCGUGCUGAGCAGUAACCUCCGCCACGUGCGCAUGUUCGAGAUGGACGUGGAGGAGGAGGGGGAGGCCGAGGAGGCCGCGGACGAGAGCAUCGACGCGCUGGAGGAGUCGAGCGACAAAACGCUCGAGUGCGUGCAGGACGAGGGCGACGUCUCCGUGUCACUAGACACCUCCGAGCUUUGUGACGGGGCCGGGCAGAGCACAUCCGGUGCCGACAACCGUUAAAGAUCGUCGUUGGCGCCUGCUGCCAAAUCACAGCGGCAGUGUCGACGUGAAGCGUUCAGCACUGUUUAACAGUGGUGGUUCGUGCUGGGACGUAUGAAAAAACUAUUUGGGGCUCGCGCGAAUUAUUCCUUUGGGUUUUUGCUUCGUCAACUCAUUUUUAUACAAAAUGAGUUGACGAAGCGACGAACUUGCCAUUAAUGUGUCUGAUGUCAUGAAAAUAUAUCCCUGGAUUUCCGUGUAAAUGUUUGUUUCCGAAAAGGACCCCAAUAAAUGUAUAAAUACUCAAAUAUAUCUUGUUUCAAAGUUAUUUAACUUAAUUAUGAAAAUACAUAAUUAACAUUGCAGGCUGGAUAUAUUUAGGAUUUUACUCGUCGAAAAGCUGUAUUGCAGUCGUCGUUCGCGCAAAAUAAUCAAAAGCAUCAUGGAGAAUAAAUAAGUUGACAAUAGUCCUCUUUCCCAUAUUUGUUUUCACAAAAAAGCAUUUUUAAAAUAGUAAUAGAUAACGGGAAUAAUAACAGAUCUUUACCAGAGCAGCACAUGCGAGGGCACUGCAAUUUCAGCUGAUCGCACCCGAUACAGCCAACCAUGCUCAUCAGAAGUGCAGGGGAAAGACAACUCAACACAAAAAGCAGUUAUAAAGAAAUUCGUUUUCAAUUUGGAUGGGAUGCGAUACUGCUGUCAAAGGUUAUCGGUUGCCAUCACAACACUUGCUUCAUUAUUGCCACAAUUUAUUUGCACACUCACAAAGCGUAAUUAUUUUGGUCAGGUUUUAUUGCAAUAAAACACCAAAUCAGCAA